Mesorhabditis spiculigera is the source of this 1110-nucleotide messenger RNA. NCBI's taxonomy places the organism in Eukaryota, Metazoa, Nematoda, Chromadorea, Rhabditida, Rhabditidae. The record is from the annotation of a GenBank genome assembly.
AUGGAGUACUUUCAAAAAGUACGCAGCACCGUCACAAAAGCUGUAGAGCAGGUCGGCAAUGUGGUCGCCGGAAACCCAGCGCUGCGGCUUUUCGAGCCGGGCGACCUCGUCGGCUCGGCCGGCCCCGCUCAUUUCUGGAAAAUCUACAAGGGCAAGAAGCGGUCCAACGGCCAGAGCGUGGCCGUGUGGGUGUUUGAGCGGAAACAGCUUACAAGAGUCCGGCAUCCACGCGUUUUGGUUGUUGAACAUCCGCUGGAGGAGGGCAGGGAAUCCUUCAUUUUCUGCACGGAACCAGUGAUCGGCAGCCUUGCCAACGUCCUCGGCCACACCGACGGCCUGCCCCAACCCGCCUCCAUCCACCACAAAAACUACAAGCUCCACGAUAUCGAAAUUAGGAUAGGACUAAAACAGGUAGCAGAAGCGCUCUCCUUCCUCCACGUUGACGCCAAAAUGAUGCACCGGAAUGUCAGCCCGGCGUCGAUUAUCCUAAACGAAAAAGGGGAUUUCAAGCUCGCCGGACCGGAUGCGGCUCAAUUUACAAAGAUCCCCUUCUUCAAAGACCACCGCCUCGACACGGUGCAAACGCUCGAAUCGUUCAUGCAGCACGAGCAAAUGGUCAAGAUUGAGCUGCUGAAAAAGUUGCCGGACAUGCUGAUCCAUUUUGAGAAGCGCCUACUCGUCCAAAAAAUUCGGCCCUGCUUGACGGCCGAGUUCUCGCACCCCGACUUGAUCCCCUUCAUCCUGCCCGCGCUUUUCUACAUCAUCGACCUGACGGACAAGGAGGAAUUUACGACGUUGGUGAUGCCGGAAUUGGCGCCCGUUUUCUCAAUGGAACGCCCGUAUCAGAUCACAAUCCUGCUCCUCGAAAAGCUUGACCUUUUCUUGAGUCGAGCCGACCCGAAAGACGUCGACAAUCACAUCCUGCCCUGCCUCUAUCGUGCGAUCAAAAAUGAAAAUGGCCGAAUCCAGGAAAUCUGCCUCAACGUCGUGCCAAAAAUCGCAAAACUCAUCUCUCGCCACAACAUGAAGACCGACGUGUUGCCGCGUCUUCUCGCGCUCGCUACGACCGGUGACACGCUAGCGGUUCGUGGAGUUUUGAGGGAAAAGGGG